Messenger RNA from Drosophila biarmipes, 1877 nucleotides. RefSeq lists its product as uncharacterized. The transcript has 9 exons. The record is from RefSeq and is a predicted model, not a curated record. Gene Ontology annotation, molecular function: protein binding. The coding region runs from base 72 to 1808 and encodes 578 amino acids. NCBI's taxonomy places the organism in Eukaryota, Metazoa, Arthropoda, Insecta, Diptera, Drosophilidae.
UGCCUUAACAUGUAGUUCAGUUUGUUUCAAAUAUUCGUUGAAAAAACAACAAAACAAAAAAAAGAAAUAUAAUGACUUCUAUAAUUCAACCGGACGGCUUUGUUCCGCAGGCUCAGGGCAUCGACGCAGCCAUACCAAUAUGGUUGAAAAUAGACUGGAGCCCGGAGAUAGAGCAGGGCAUUUACAAGGACUGGGGAACAUACUACUGCCGCCGGCGCCGGGAGAAUCUCGGCAUGCACUACUUUGACAAAGCCCUCAAGCUCAGCCCUGCAGACUUCGUUACUUUGUACCGCCGGAGUCAAAGCAAGCGCAAGAAUGCCCUGGCGGAAAGCGCCCUACAGGACUGUUUUGAAGCAAAGCGACUGCUGAAAAAUUUGCAGCGUGAUGACGCGCCUAUUAAUUUGGAAGUAUGCGAUGCACUCUAUGAUCUGAACCGAUUCGAAAGUGCCAAGGCCGAGCUCCACGACAAUGCCCGCUUCUUUACUGGCAAUAAAUCGAAAAUGUUUGAGCAGCGUCUAGAAGUGGUGGACGGAAAUAUCGAAGAUGCCUGCGGUCCGUCGAUGACUCAGUUUAUAUCUGAAAACGAGAAACUUAUAGUACACAUAACGGAGAUGUUGAACGAGCACAAGGAAGACGAUAGGCCGCUUUGGAAAAUAUUGAAGGAGCAGGAGAAGUGCGAUGUGCAGAGCAUUCCGGAAAUCGAAGAAAAAUUGCUUUCUCCUCUUGAAAUCGCGAGGCGAAGUCGUGCAUUUAAUGUAUGUAACCAAAUGUUCAUUGAUAGGUCAUGGCUUGAUGUGGUAUUUCUGAAGCACGUUCGGAGGAAUCCCAAUUUGCUCUUGAAUCAAUGCAAAAGGAGCACUGAUUACCUGCAGCCCCUAACUCUAAAGAAAUAUGACGAGAUCAAACAUUUUUUGAAAAUGCUGGAGGCUCGAAGUCCAAUGUACAACAUCCGCUACCAGAAGUUCACAAACAAGAAAUUAAUGGAAAAGUUCCGCCAAGAGUAUCUUUACCGAGUUCAGUACCAAACGAGUCGAAAUAUGAAAGCAGCUCUAAGAAGUAUUCGAUAUCUUCGAAAAACUAAAAACUUAAGCAAAUUAACCAGUUACGUGGAAGAAGUAAUGGGAGACUAUGGGGUAAAAAAAACCAAUAGGAUUAUGCCCUGGAAAUUCGAAUUCCUGAACGAAGUAUACAAUACCCUGGCGUUGGCUUAUGUCGAUCAGUAUACGGUUCCGAAGAACUUUCGAUUUUCGGAGAAGAACGCACUGCUUCGUUUACUUCGCUUUCCCAUGGAGAAAUCUUUGGAGGCAAAACCAUUCGUAUUUGGGGAUCGUACUACUCAUCAGGGCACAGCCGUAGAUCCGGCCGUCACGAAAUCGCGUCAGAUAGUAAGCCGUUUCGAGCGCCGUAUGGUUUUUGCCAAGCACUCGAUCGAGAGAGCAUACUUACUUCAUCAAAUUGCAAGUACGCAUCUUCACUCCCAUAGAUUUGACGAAUGCUGCUUCAGUGCUCGAAAGUCCAUUGAAGAGGCCCACAACUGCAACAGCUUUAUUUGGCAGUUUCUUAGCUACCUACUUAUAAUUAAAGCAAAUGCCGCCCUCCACAAAGUAGAACGGACCAGCGAAGCCCUAGCCAAGGCAGCUAGUAUUGCCAUCAAACUGAAAGAAAAGGAAAUCAACCAUUUUGUAAAUGCCUGUAUAAGCUGCAACGAGGAGGAAUUUAUCGUCAAGAAGCAAAGUGUUUUUUCAAAUAGCAGGCGUGAUAGUGAAAAAUCAGUGCGCAGUACCCUGUCCAUGCCCCAAAGCGAUUAAUAACCUUCUAUAUAAAAUCGUUUUAUAUUAUAAAAAAUAUCGAAUAAUAAAUUCUCAGUGUAGUUGGUA